UGAUAAAAAAAUAAAAUAAAAAAUAGCGUAGAGCAGCGCGAUGCAUCCACCGCCGAGUCUCCUCCGCCCACUCCAACCGCCUCUUAUCCGUCCCCGAAUCCCCACUCUCGCUCGCUCUCCCCGCACCACCACCAACAACAACCGCCGCCUCCUCGUCCUCCGCCCGGCGCGAUGCGCGAGCUCCGGCGAGGGGGGAGAUGCGAAGGAGGGGGUGGGGGAGGGGGCGGAGGAGGCGGUGGCGGGGAUGGUGGAGGAGCUGCUGCGGAGGGAGGAGAACCGGGCGCUGCUCCAAGGGCUGGAGGCGGCGUCGCGGCGGGUGGAGCGGGCGCGGGAGGCCCUCGCCGACGUCGAGCGCCAGGAGUGCGAGGCCCGCCGCGCCAAGGACCUCGUGCGCCGUCUCGAGCGACGCCGCGACGAGAUUGCAGAAUCACAAAGGGAACUGCUGGAAGCACGAGCAAUGGUUGACGAAGCUCAACGCUCUCUAUGGUCCAACAUAGAAGAUAGCAGCUCGGGAGAUGUGUUACGUGAAGAUAUUGACAAAAAUAGAGAGAGAAUAGAAUCCUUAAAAGCAGCAGCAAUUUCUUCUGUAGUUGGAACGCUUGCCAGUUUACCAAUAUCCUUUUAUCAAGCCAACAGCUUCUCCCAACUGAUUGUUCACUUGUCAGUCGUUUUCAUUAGUUGUGCUUUGUUUGGAGUUACAUUCAGGUAUACAAUCAGAAGAGAUAUCGAUAACAUUCAGCUCAAAACUGGGACAUCUGCAGCUUUUGGCUUAGUCAAAGGUCUUGCUGCCGUGGAGGCAGCGAAACCUUCGGAGCUAAACAUUGAUAGCUUCAUUUCACUCUCUGUUGACGGAGCAGUGUAUCUUGCUGAAAACAUCUUUGUAUUUCUCUCUGCUGCUAUUGCACUGGACUUUUGCUUUAAGUUUAGCCUUUUGAGUCCAUUCCCCAUGAGAAAAUAAGCUUCAACCAAUCACCAUCCGGCCGCUGCUGCAGAUUAUUUAGCUUGAAGCUUUUGCUUCUGAGUUACUUACUGACCUUUUAUUGUAUGAUCAGACCUUGUAAAAUCCAUUUUUUAACUAUACACUUUUGAAGAACAUAAUGUUUUAAGCCUUUUGUCACGGUACAUAAGGUGUUUAUCUUUGCUGGGAAUGCAUUUUCAGAGUAAAUUGAUAUUUGUCUGUUUUAAUC
Ananas comosus (pineapple) is the source of this 1187-nucleotide messenger RNA. RefSeq lists its product as uncharacterized. Bases 41 to 958 code for a protein of 305 amino acids. The record is from RefSeq and is a predicted model, not a curated record. The transcript is spliced from 3 exons. NCBI's taxonomy places the organism in Eukaryota, Viridiplantae, Streptophyta, Magnoliopsida, Poales, Bromeliaceae.